CCAUGGAAGAAUAGAAAACUAAGAAGGAAAUUAAGAGCAAAUUGGAAAAGAAUGUAGUUAACUUAAUUUUAGGAUAAACUCUAUGGAAUUUGGAUGAAGAUAGUCAAAGAUAAAAGAGACAAUAAACUAUAUUGAAAGAAACACUAAUUUUGUUUACCACUGAAAUCUGAUUAUUGGAAUUUUA
Messenger RNA from Paramecium octaurelia, 184 nucleotides. Lineage: Eukaryota; Ciliophora; Oligohymenophorea; Peniculida; Parameciidae. The record is from the annotation of a GenBank genome assembly.